AUGCGAAGCGCGCUGGGCCACGAGGGCGCGUUUGGCAGCGAGAGCACGCUGGGCCACGAGAUGGCCCUGGGCUACAAGAGCGCGCUGGUCCACGAUAAGGCGACGAGCGCGUUGGGCCCCUGCGGGGCGUUGGUCUCCGAGAAGACGCUGGGCCACGAGAGCGCGCUGGGCGACGAGGAGGCCCUGGGCUACGAGAAGGCGCUGAGCCACCACAGCGUGCUGGGCCAGCAGGGUGCCUGGGACCACGAGAGGGCGCUGGGCUGCGAGAAGACGCUGGGCCACCAGGCCACCCUGGGCCACCAUAGCACGCUGGGCCAUGAGAGCACACUGGGCUUCGAGGAGGUGUUGGGCUACGAGGACACGCUCGGCCACGAGAGCACGCAGGGCCACGGGAUGACGCUGGGCCCCGAAACGCGACAUGUGGCAUCGAGGCUGAGUGACUUGUCGAGGGACGUGCCAGACACCCCCGCAGGGGUGUACCACGUGCAGCAUGACAUCGUCUCCAAGAUCCAGGGCUUCCUGAGCUCGAUCAUCGACCCCGUGCUCGCGCCGUUGCGGUCGAUCAUCCCGUCUCUAGCGGGCUUCGACAUCUCCUUCAUGGUGCUCUGGUUCGUGAUCGAGCAGGCCCAGUCCGCAGCCGUGGCCAUCAUCUUCGGCGCGAUGACGUACGGGGCCGCGGACACCAUGACGUACUACUCGUCGAGGUGA
Messenger RNA from Prorocentrum cordatum, 708 nucleotides. The record is from the annotation of a GenBank genome assembly. NCBI's taxonomy places the organism in Eukaryota, Dinophyceae, Prorocentrales, Prorocentraceae.